This is a messenger RNA of Ectocarpus sp. CCAP 1310/34, 509 nucleotides long. The record is from the annotation of a GenBank genome assembly. Lineage: Eukaryota; Phaeophyceae; Ectocarpales; Ectocarpaceae.
UGGAGGCCGCGGCUGUCGUAUCAGGUGUAUAAAGCUUCAGACUCGUGAAGGCGACGAAAGCGGGAGAACUCGUUCCGUGCUACGGCGCGAAGGACCUGCAGCCACAUUCCCCGAUGGCGAUAUGGCAGCCAUCUGGGCCCUUUGAGGCCGUGUUCCAGGACGUACCGCAGCCGGCAGCAAAGGAGCCCACCGCCCGGGAGGAGGCGGCCGCCCCCGAGGAGCCCACCGCAGCCACGGAGCCCGCCGCAGCCAAGGAGCCUGUCACAGCGAAGGAACCUGCCGCCCCGGAGGAACCCGCCGCCCCUGAGGAGCCCACCGCAGCCACGAAGCCCGCCGUAGCCAAGGAGCCCGUCGCAGUGAAGGAGCCCGCCGCCCCCGAGGAACCCGCCGCAGCCAAGGAGCCCGUCGCAGUGAAGGAACCCGCCGCAGUCAAGGAGCCCGCCACCCGCGAGGAAGCCGGCCGCAGCCAAGGAGGGUGGAGACGGCCGGGUUCUCGUGGGAAAAAAUAG